AUGCGCAGCGCAAUAGGUAUUGAUUUUGGUACAGUUUCCUCACGUGUUGCUGUAUUUCAACAUGGAAGAGUUGAAAUCAUUUCUAAUGAUCAAGGAAACCGUACAACAUCAUCUUAUGUUGCAUUCACUGAUGAGGGAAUUUUGAUUGGUGAUGCAGCUAAAAAUCAAGUGGGCAGGAAUCCAACUAAUACAGUAUUUGAUAUUAAACGUCUUAUUGGACGCAAAUAUGAUGACCCAACAGUUCAGACUGAUAUGAAACAUUGGCCAUUUAAAAUAAUAAAUGAAAAUAGAAAACUUAAACUUCAAGUUGAAUAUAAAAAAAAAGUAAAAUUAUUUACAUUUGAAGAAAUUUCUUCAAUGAUAUUAACGAAAAUGAAAGAAAUAGCUGAAACUUAUCUUGGUAAAAGAGUAAGCGACGCUGUUAUAACUAUUCCGUCGCAUUUUAAUUAUUAUCAACGUCUAGCAAUACGAGAUGCUAGCGUUCUUGCUGGUCUUAAUGUUUUACGUAUUGUUAAUUCAACGUCAGCAACUGCUAUUGCUUAUGUAAUCGAUAAAAAAGUAUCAGGUCAACGAAAUGUUCUAAUUUUUGAUUUGGGUGGUGGUACCUGUGAUGUAUCGAUUAUAAUAAUUGAAGAAGGAAUUCUUGAGGUUAAAUCAACAGCUGGUAAUGCACAUUUGGGCGGUAAAGAUUUUGACAAUCGAAUGGUUACACAUUUUAUGCGAAAGUUUAAACAUAGACAUGGUAAAGAUCUACGGGAAAAUAAACGUGCUAUUCAACGAUUACGUAUUGCGUGUAAACAGGCUAAGCAUACAUUAUCAUCAGCAUCACAAGCAGGAAUUGAACUCGAUUCAUUACAUGAAGGCAUCGAUUUUUAUUCAGCAAUAACUCGUGCACAUUUCGAAGAACUGAAUGCUGCUUUAUUCCGUUCAACACUUGAACCUGUUGAAAAAGCUUUACGUGAUGCAAAAAUGGAUAAAGCACAAAUUCACGAUAUUGUUCUUGUUGGAGGUUCAACACGUAUUCCAAAAGUACAAAAGUUUUUACAAGAUUUGUUUAAUGGCAAGGAACUAACUAGAUCAAUUAAUCCAGAUGAAGCUGUUGCAUAUGGUGCUGCAAUUCAAGCUGCUGUAUUAACAGGCGAUAAAUCUGAAUGUAUCAAAGAUUUACUUUUACUCGAUGUGGCACCACUUUCAUUAGGUAUCGAAACUGUUGGUGGUGUUAUGACAGUCUUACUUAAACGUAAUAUAACGAUUCCAACAAAAGAAACCCAAACAUUUACAACCUAUUCGGAUAAUCAAUCAGGUGUUUUAAUUAAAGUUUAUGAAGGCGAAUGUGCAAUGACAAGAGAUAAUCAUUUAUUAGGAACGUUUGCAUUGAUGGAUAUUUCACCAGCUCCACGUGGUAUACCACAAAUUGCAGUAACAAUCAAUAUCGAUGCAGAUUAUAUAAUAAAUGUUUCGGCUUUCGAUAAAAGUUCUAAAAAUGAAAAUAAAAUUACAAUUACAAAUGAUACAGGAUAUUUGUCAAAAGACGAACUUGAACUACCUCUAUUGUGUUAUGAUGUAAUAUAUGAAGAAAUAAAUGAAAUCCUGGGUACAAAUAUUGCUGCGAAGAAACCAUUAAAAUCUUAUUGUUUGAAGAUGAAAAAAAUAAUUAAUGCUAAAACAGUAGGAGAUAAAAUAAGUGGUGAUGAGAAGAAGAAAAUGCUCGAUGCUAUUGAAGAUAUAUUGAAAUGCUUAUCAUUUAUUGCUUUAGAUACUAGUCCUUUCUAUAAUGCAUGUCGAAAUAAUAAUAUUGAUUUGGUUAAAAAAUAUUUGCAAGAAAUGUCAUUAGAAGAAAUUAAUAAAUUAGAACCGAAUGGAUCUACUGCACUCCAUGUCGCUGCAUAUCGAGGACAUGAAGAAAUAGUUCAACUAUUACUACAAAAAGAUGCUUGUUAUACAACAGUGAAUAAAUAUAAUUGUACUCCAUUGGAUGAAGCUAAAACUGAUAGAAUAAAGCAGAUGAUCCGUCGUCGUAUGAAUAAAACUCGUUUUAUUAGUGAAUCCAUCGAAUGGAUUUUACAGACAGACAAGGCAGAUUUUCAAGCACAUCAAUAUUGGACAAAAUUGGAAACAUAUGGACGAGAUCCACAAUUUCAUAAAUUGAUUGACUAUAUAAAAAGAAACUAUCUUGAAAAAGAUUUAAAAAACAUCUUUUAUGUAAUAAUUUUUGUUUUUUAUCACUUUGAAAAUGCAACUUUAAAGAGUCUAGUUGAUUUCUUUGAAAUGUCGAUUAAUGAUGAUGCAUUAAUAUGGAUCGAUUUAGAAAUGGAUGGAUUAGAUCUAACCAAAAAUUUUAUCUUAGAAAUUGCUUGUAUUAUUACUGAUUUCGAUUUAAAGAAAAUUUAUCAAGGACCUGAUCUUGUUAUUCAUCAUCCAAAAUCAUUACUUGAUGCUAUGGGACCAUGGUGUAUGGAACAUCAUACAAAAUCAGGUCUUGUUCAACAAGUUUUAGAUAGUAAAUUAUCAAUGUUGGAUGCUGAAAAUGAAAUAAUAAAUUUUAUUAAACAAAUAACAUUAUUAUCAACAAAUAAAAAACGUCUUAUUCUUGCUGGUAAUUCUGUUUAUGUUGAUCGAUAUUUUCUUGAAAAAGAUAUGCCAUAUUUAAAUUCUUUACUUGAUCAAUCAAUUCUUGAUUGUAGUACAUUAAAAGAAUUAAUUCAUCGUUUUAAUUAUAAAAUUUAUUUUAAUGCACCAAUUAAAUCUGGAAAUCUUCAUCGUGCAUUAGAUGAUAUUCGUAAUAGUAUAGAAGAAUUAAAAUAUUAUCAAAAAACAGCAUUUAAUGAAGAAAAACAACAAGAUAAAUUACCUAUAAUAAAAAAUCUUACACAAUAUCUUAUAUGGAUUAAUAUUAAUUCAAUAACAUUAAUACAUUGUAUUUUAACUGAUAAUAAUCUUAAUAUAAUUGAUGAAAUUAUUGAUGGAAAAACAGAUGAUGAUUUAAUGAAAAUUUUUUAUCGAAAUAAUAUUUAUCAAGAAAAACUUAUUGUUGUUGCUGGUAAAUUUUUAGGUCCAAUUCGUGCUCAAUUAAAAAAAUUAACACCUCAAUUUAAUGAAUUUUGUCAUUAUCGAUCAAUUGAUAUUGAUGUUAUAUCAAUUCUAUGUGAAAAAUGGUUUCCAAAUAUAUAUGAACAACGACCUUUUAAGAAUGAUAAUGAUAAUAAUUUAAAAAAUUCUAUUGAACUUCUUCGUUUUUAUCGUUCGACUAUAUUUAAAUAG
Rotaria sordida is the source of this 3261-nucleotide messenger RNA. NCBI's taxonomy places the organism in Eukaryota, Metazoa, Rotifera, Eurotatoria, Philodinida, Philodinidae. The record is from the annotation of a GenBank genome assembly.